Molecule: messenger RNA, 1692 nt
Organism: Oncorhynchus mykiss (rainbow trout)
Lineage: Eukaryota; Metazoa; Chordata; Actinopteri; Salmoniformes; Salmonidae
Source: RefSeq, a predicted model, not a curated record
UGUGAAGGGAGUAGUACACAGCGCUGUAAGAGAUCUUCAGUUUCUUGGCAAUUUCUCACAUGGAAUAGCCUUCAUUUCUCAGAACAAGAACAGACUAACGAGUUUCAGAAGAAACUGUCAAAUCUAUCAAAAAGAGUUCCAACGAAAAGCAGGUGUUUCCAGGCCUUCUGCAGGGAUAUGGGGAGGGAGCACCAGCAGGUGUUUCAGGCCUUCUGCAGGGAUAUGGGGAGGGAGCACCAGCAGGUGUUUCAGGCCUUCUGCAGGGAUAUGGGGAGGGAGCACCAGCAGGUGUUUCAGGCCUUCUGCAGGGAUAUGGGGAGGGAGCACCAGCAGGUGUUUCAGGCCUUCUGCAGGGAUAUGGGGAGGGAGCACCAGCAGGUGUCUCCAGGCCUUCUGCAGGGAUAUGGGGAGGGAGCACCAGCAGGUGUUUCAGGCCUUCUGCAGGGAUAUGGGGAGGGAGCACCAGCAGGUGUUUCAGGCCUUCUGCAGGGAUAUGGGGAGGGAGCACCAGCAGGUGUUUCAGACCUUCUGCAGGGAUAUGGGGAGGGAGCACCAGCAGGUGUUUCAGGCCUUCUGCAGGGAUAUGGGGAGGGAGCACCAGCAGGUGUUUCAGGCCUUCUGCAGGGAUAUGGGGAGGGAGCACCAGCAGGUGUUUCAGGCCUUCUGCAGGGAUAUGGGGAGGGAGCACCAGCAGGUGUCUCCAGGCCUUCUGCAGGGAUAUGGGGAGCGAGCACCAGCAGGUGUCUCCAGGCCUUCUGCAGAGAUAUGGGGAGGGAGCACCAGCAGGUGUCUCCAGGCCUUCUGCAGGGAUAUGGGGAGGGAGCACCAGCAGGUGUCUCCAGGCCUUCUGCAGGGAUAUGGGGAGCGAGCACCAGCAGGUGUCUCCAGGCCUUCUGCAGGGAUAUGGGGAGGGAGCACCAGCAGGUGUCUCCAGUCCUUCUGCAGGGAUAUGGGGAGCGAGCACCAGCAGGUGUCUCCAGGCCUUCUGCAGGGAUAUGGGGAGCGAGCACCAGCAGGUGUCUCCAGGCCUUCUGCAGGGAUAUGGGGAGGGAGCACCAGCAGGUGCUUUAUAAUGCAGAGGUCCGCUGGCUUUCCGGUGGUAAACUGUUGGGUCGCUUUUAUGAGCUUCAAACAUUUCAAUUGUGAGGAAUGGCUCACCGAUGUUGCCUAUCUGGAGAUUAUGCUUGAGCAUCUGAAUUUGCUCAAAGCGAGGGGGCACAAUCGAUUUGAACGGACCAAAAUGAAAGACUUGCUAAGAACAUUGUGUAAUAUGUCACUGCAUGGGUAAUUGGAUUUCAGUAACAUUUUUGGUACUAUAAAAUGGAUUACCGUCAAAUGGAUUACAGUAACUGUACUGCUAAACAAAUUGAGGCCAGUAAGUUACUGUACAUUUUACAGGAAAUGUUUUUCAGUGUACGUUAGUGUUAGUAUCCCAAUCCAAAGUAACUGUUCUGUACUUUACAGCAUGUGUCAAAUUCAUUCCAAUGGAGGGCCGAGUGUCUGCAGGUUUUUGCUUCUCUCUUGUACUUGAUUGCUGAAUUAAGGUCAUAAUUAAUAAAUAACUCUCCUCACCUGGUUGUCUAGUUGAAAGGAAAAAACAAAAACCUGCAGGCACUGGGCCCUCCAUGGAAUGAGUUUGACACCCCUGCUUUACAGUGUCAGUUAGAGAAGGUUUACUGUGAUUGGUUCCCU